AUGCCUGUGAGCACUCAUGACCCCACCCAGCAGGGGGCAGAGUUCCCCUUGAUCCACGUGAACAUCGACCAGACUGGAAAGUACAGGUGCUCUUAUCUCCUCGGGAGAGACAGCCGGGUCCUGGCCCUGCCCAGUGAUCCCCUGGAACUCAUCAUACAAGCAUCUCCUCCCAGGCCGUCUCUCUAUGUCCAGCCGGGUCCUGUGGUGAGACCAGGGGAGGAAGUGACCUUCAGGUGCCGGAGACCAACAUCGUCACACAAUCAGUUGGUGAAAUUCGUUCUGCUGAAGGCGGGGACACAGGAGCCCUUGCAAAGGAACCACGAACGGGCUCCUCUAACUAUUUUCUCCCUGAAGUCUGCGAGUGCCCAGGACUCCGGGAGCUACAGCUGCAUGUACUAUGAGGCUUCCCACCCAAGUGUCAGGUCGGAAGCCAGUGAGGCCCUGGAGGUCUGGGUGACAGACAGCCUCCCCAAGCCCUCGCUCUCAGCCCGGCCCAGUUCCAGGGUUACCUCAGGGGACAACGUGACCCUCCUGUGUCAGGGGCCAUCCCGAGGUGUGGAGUUUGCUCUGUACAAGGAUGGAGAGGAGACACCUGUGAGCACCCGUGAGCCCACCCAGCAUGGGGCAGAGUUCCCCUUCAUCCACGUGAACAUCAACCAGACUGGAAAGUACAGGUGCUCUUAUCUCCUCGGGAGAGACAGCCGGGUCCUGGCCCUGCCCAGUGAUCCCCUGGAACUCAUCAUACAAGAGGAGCAGAAUGGACGUCUCACAAGAGUUACAGAAACCAAAACCAUCCUCAUCACUGCUCUCAGCUGUGCUUCUAUUCUCUUCUUCCUCUUACUCUUCUUUAACUUUAGCGGUCAUUGUUACACUCAGACUGUGAUUUCACAUGGAGACACCUCCAGAAGAUUCCCAAGGUGCCUCAGUUGUACUUGGUUUGUCUGCUUCUCUUCUAAAUCUGGAGCUCCCCAAGAUGAGACUGAGUAUGCCCAGGUUGCCAAAUGCAGACACUCCAGGAUAUCUGUUCCUCAGGCUGAAGAUCCUGAGGGACUGAUCUAUAUCCAGCUGAAUCCAGAAGCCCUGAAGAAACAACAGACAGCCCCUGGGAAGAUGUGUUCUGAUCCAACAACGUAUGCUACUCUUGCUCUGCAAUAAUGAACAAGAACUUCUUGCUCUGUGUUCUUCCUUAGGAUCUUUUGCUAGAUAAUUAUCUGUGUUCCCCUUUAUCAAUGGGAGUACCCUUUAAAUUCUCUUUGCGUUUUCUCCUCUCACUUGCUUCUGGUGAUCUCCUCAGCUUCUCUGGGUUUUAUCACCAUAACACAGGUCAAAGGGUCCAGGCCCUCUUCCCUGAACUCUAGGCUCACAUCACCACUUGCUAAUUGAAAAUUUCCAAUUGGAUGUCCUAUAGGCAUUUCCAACUCUACUGUUCUAAGUAGAACUUUUUUGUUUCUUCCCUCUCCAAACACCUACAACUUUCUCCUUUUUUUCAAAUUUCCCUCCUACUGAAGGCACCAGUAUUCUCAUGGUCUCCCAGGGCCAUAAAUUUGGACUUAUCGUUAAAUCUUUUUUCUGCCUAUCCUGAGUCAUUUGACAACUCUUUUCUAUCCUAUCAUCAUAGGAUCUUGCUGUUCUAGGCCCAUUUCUUUGCUCAUAUUGUCCCUUGUCACCACCCUCUUCAAUUAUUUCCAUGCCUAUUCGUUGAGAUUUCUGGAUCUGUCCUCAAAAGCAUCAAAAUGACAUUUUCUAAAGCUCUGGUCUGACAUAAUUUAUAUUUUGUCAAGGAAGCUUUUAUGUCUUUUUCUUACCUUUAGGAUCAAACACAACUUCUCCAUUUGGGCAUUUAAAAUCUUUCACUUAUUAAUUCUUACCUGUCUUUCUAGACUCAGUGUAUGUUCACUCUCUCUCACUAUUCCAAACAAACUGAGCAGCCUGUUGUUCCUCAAAACUAAGAACUGAUCUCCCAUCUUUGGGUCCUUCCAAAAGAAUUUCUCCACUGCUUUUCCACUUUUGGAAUGGGAUUUCUGGGAAUCUUUUAAGGUUCAGUCCAAGUCUAUCCUUUUAUAAACAACCUUUCCAGAUUCAAUAAAACCGAGUUUCUUUCCUAACCAUUAUGCUUCUUACUCAUCAUUGAUGUGUUUCUUUUUUAAACACCUAAAAAAUAAAUUUAAAAAACACCAAUUAAAUGAACACUUCCACAUAAAGUAGCAGAAAGAGUUUGUAUGAAAUUGAUUUUUAUGUUGACCUUGCUUUUCUUUUUGGAAUCUAUAAUAAAUUAAACAUGUAGCUUUCUGUUGUU
This is a messenger RNA of Antechinus flavipes (yellow-footed antechinus), 2296 nucleotides long. RefSeq names its product immunoglobulin superfamily member 1-like. Lineage: Eukaryota; Metazoa; Chordata; Mammalia; Dasyuromorphia; Dasyuridae. The transcript has 9 exons. The record is from RefSeq and is a predicted model, not a curated record. Bases 1 to 1155 code for a protein of 384 amino acids.